UCGACAACGCAAGCCCGUCUCCUCGCUGCGAUUGGGAAAAAGUCGAGAUGCUCAUCCCACUUCCCUUCCCGGCCCAUCGCGACAGUCUGCAUUUUGUGUCCGCGCCGCGGAUGCCACGAUAAGAGACGGAAGAGGCGAACAGAGCAUCAUCGAUACUAUCCCCAAUGCCCCUCAUGCCGGCCCGGCCCGCCGCGCGGCUCGCUCGCCAGGGCGUGCGCGCAUGCAGGAGCCGGUGCGAACCCCCUUCGCGCCGUCCCGCCGCCCUCUUCUUCUCGACAUCCGCCGCCCGCCGCUCUGAGGAGAACUUCUCGACGUCCGCUACUCCUCACUCUAGGGAAAAUUUCUCGACAUCUACUACCCACCAUCUCGAGGCAGACUUUUCGACGUCUGCCGCCCAUCACUCCGAGGCAGACUUCUCGACCUCCGCUGCCCACCAUUCCGAGGAAAACUUCUCAACGUCCGCUCCCCGCCGCUUCGAGGCAUACCGGGAGGUCCGAUCGCGGCCGCGAUGGUCCUACACGCCCGAACGCAUGAAGGCUCCCUUCUCGCCGCACAUCACCCAUGACCCUACCCGCUCCAUCUGGAGGGUCAACGAAGACCCCAAGAAGCUGGACGCCGCGCUGAAUUCCUUCCUGGGCCGCAGCGGAGAGCGGAUGCUGUCCGAAGAUCUCAAGUGGCUGGCCGUCACCCACAAGAGCUUCGACCAGGGGAGGAGAGGUUUCAACGACCGUCUGGCGUUCCUAGGCCGCCAAAUAUGCAUCCUCGAAUGCACGCAGUCCAUCAUAACGUCCCCGCCCAGAAUUCAAGCCACGCCAGGGGAUCCCUUUGCCGGCAGGCGAGAGCCGUACGACGACCCAGCGCUUCGCAGCAUCGACAGCCUAGCCGCCUUCCAGCCGAACGACGUGUUAAACUACAACACGCUGACGCGGAUCGCGAUGGAGACUGGCCUGACAGAGGUUGUGCGGUGGAAGCCGAGAAUGCCGGAAAACCUCGACGGCUCCGGGUACGACGUCAUCAUGGCCGGCGCCAUCUACGGCAUCAUCGGCGCCAUCUCCCUGCACAAGGGGGGCAAGUAUGCCAGCUGGAUCGUGAGGGAGAAGCUGCUCAAGAGGGUCCAGCCGGCGUGGUAGGCGACCAACGGAUGUAUCGUCCCGUUUUCUGUACCAAAAAAAUACCCCAGAUAGUGUACGAAUUGCAACCCAGUCGCCCGCCCGCCCGCCGCUGCCAUCGCUCCAAGAGGAGCACGUGGAGCCCCCUAUCUACUCGCGGCUCGUGCAAUACAGGAUAAAAUUCCUGACCAGCGAGUUGGGACUGCUGCCGAUUCGCCCGGCUUCCCAAGGUAAUACAAGCGACUUGAUGCCGCCAUUAUAUAGCCAUACUUUCCGUGAUAAACCCGAUUCGCGUGGGCCAACUGAAGAAACGCGGGCGGGAAGCGGGGACGGG
Molecule: messenger RNA, 1443 nt
Organism: Durotheca rogersii
Lineage: Eukaryota; Fungi; Ascomycota; Sordariomycetes; Xylariales; Xylariaceae
Product: RNase III domain-containing protein
Exons: 3
Coding region: 165-1130 (321 amino acids)
Biological process (GO): RNA processing; mitochondrial translation
Cellular component (GO): mitochondrial large ribosomal subunit
Molecular function (GO): structural constituent of ribosome; ribonuclease III activity
Source: RefSeq, a predicted model, not a curated record